AUGCGGGACCAAGACACCACAAUGGAAGACCAUGAUGCUGGUCCAUCUUCGGCAUUCCAUCCACGCCCACUCAUUGAUAUUGAUGCUGACGAUCUAUCAAUCACCGGUCCUGUUGGUGACCGUUCAGUCAAUUCACGACGUAACGGACCCCUCUUGAACAUGGGACAGAUCGUUUCCAAGAACCAACCCGCAUCUGCGCCUACUGAACUGCAAUCUCUGUCGGCCGCUGACAGGGAUGACUUAUCAUCUGAAACAUCAGAAAGCUCACAAGAAAGUGGUGGUGUGAGACUUUGGCCCUCUAACGAAGCAGUCCCAGCUCCUCGCUCUCUAUUCACUGGCAACAACAUAGCUCGCCUGGACUAUGGACGUAGUAUCUGGGAUAUGGCAGGACAAGCGAUUGAGGACGAUCGUUCUGCAAAGAAAUCGACAUAUCCUGAAAACUCUGCACUACUUCUCGCCUAUCAAAUGGACCGCAACACUCCUGAGCCCACGCUGCGCUUCUUGCCGUUCGUUCCCGUGUCACUGAAGAGAAAGAACAAGAGCAAGAACGAGCGCUUCAUGGUUCAACCUUCGCACAAGCAACGCAUUGAUGCUUCUCAGUUGACCGCCAGGAGAGCACAGUGGGUAGCAGGUGAGUUUCCCGUUGAGCUGUUCGAACUCAUCAACCAAUAUCUCUCCCGCGACGACAUCAAGUCGAUGCGUCUGGUGAGCAAGGAGUUUGAGCGUGGUGUAUCAGGCUCUCUGUUUGAUACGGUUGUUGUCCCCUUCAACACAGAACUGUACGAGAUGAUUGAGCAGAAGGUUGCAAAGCGCGACUUGAAGGGCAAGCGCAGAGCUGAUGACCCUAUCAACAACUUUGUUGACCUGGAACCUGGCUCACUACACUGGAAGAAUGCCCUAGAAGACUCAGAUGACAAGGUCUACCGCGGUCAUGGGCUCAAGGUUUUCGAAGGCUUUGGCCACCAUAUUCGUCGCUUCGGCAUGAGCUUUGAGAUCAAGGAAGACGCACUCCAGAACCCGCCCCAGAAGAACAAACUUGACAGCCAUGAGAGCUACUUCGGUUCAUACGAAUGGCCAUCAAAGGAGUAUACCCGCUAUGAACUGCUCGCUGGUCUUGAGCGUACAGCAGACGAAACCUCGCAAAUGAAGUUGGCCUUCUCACACUUGUCAGUGGUUCAGCAGCUCGCACUUUCCAUGGAUAGCGGCCUUGGAUGGAUGAAUGGACCCGACAAGUCAUUACGCAGCAUGAUCCUGCAGCGCCCUUCGCCGCUCUUUGGUUGUUCACACGGCAUAGUAGACGCACAACAACAGGAGCGCAUCAGGUUGUGGGAGGCUAUCGAGUCUGCACAUGACAGACUGGGUGCUCUAGAGGACUUGAAGGAGGGCUCUCUCGAACGCGUGAACUUGGAUGAGAACUUCUUCUACCGUCCCCCAUUCUCGACCACUCCCUACGCCUCUCCUGCUUUGUGGGCCACUGCUCCUGUCCAACCAAUCGCCGCUCUGGUGCCUGGUGUUUCUGACAGUGAUGGCCUUGAUGCUGCGGAGACUGGAGUACUGUACAUUUCCCCUCCCGAUACACGCGAUCAUCUAUCCCACUCAACUGAAGCUCAGAGACUGGAGUUCUCGAGAAGACUCGAGAAGUUUAGUCCUGCCAGCUUGGGCGUCCAUCAGAAGGAGUGGCUCUUGGAGGCUGAAUGGGCCCAGAGAGCCUUCCUCACAACAUACAUGCUCGGAGUUGUGGACAACAGCUCGGUAUUUGGCAAGGUAUCGGCCCUGAACUUCCGUGUCUCCAGCCACCUGGUACCCUUGCUCUGUCGCCAUGACUUCUGGACCGCUCUCCCGAAGUUGCAAGAGGUCACGCUUGCUGUCAUCCCUGAUUGGCGUACUGUUGAGAGAGACGAGGCUGGUAUCGUUGAGACUAAGGACGUUGACCCAUCGGUUGCUGUCGAGAAGACACACAGUCUGCUUCAAGACUACAUUGGUGUCAGACUGAACGUUACUAAACUCAAAUUCUCUUGGGCCGCUGGUGGCGAGCACGCCGAGGGCAUCUUUGCUCGUAACCACCACAUUUUGCCCGCUCCGGUCACCACCAUUGCUCGCUCGGCAACUCUCGCCUUGAAGGACGAUGACUUGAUUAAUCUGCCAUACAUCAGGGAUCUUACUUUCUCUAACUGCUGGUUCACACCAGUCUCCAUCGUGGCAAUGGUCAAGAAGCUGCGCAAGAAGUCCCUCAAGAAGAUCAAGUUUGACUCUGUUUCUCUUACUGCUAUGCCUCGCGCCGCCAAUGUCGGGGUUAAUCCUAUCAAUCAUGCCAACCCCAACCAGAACAUGUUUGCGGCCCAACAAGCUCCAGGUCCUGGUGUGGUCAUGCUCGGUGGUCAUUUCGCUGCUCAAUUCGGCGCCCAGAUAUGGCAAGGUCCGCCUGCAGGUGUGCCUGUUCAACAAUGGGCUCAGACAAUGUUACAGAACCUGAAUGCCGUGACGCAGCAACAAGGUGUUGUACUGUACCAGGUUCCUCAGAUCUGGACCAACCACCCAAUGGGAAUGACAAUGCAGCAGAUUCAUGGUAUGCUAACUGGACUUGUCGCUGGCAAUAUUCAAGGCGCUCCGCCGAUGGCUCAACCUGGAAUGCUCUACCAGCUUCCGCAACAACAACAGCAGGCCGGCGCAGCCCAAUUCCCUCAGAUAGCGCCGCCUGCAGCACUCCCACCGCCACCUCCUCACGUACAGGCUGGCUGGCUUUUGCCUCCUCAGCCUGCAGCUCAAGCCGCUCCUGCACCUCAGCCCAGCAACAGACCUUGGUACGAAGGACACCGUACUGGCUCCUGGGUGAAUGCGAUCGAUAAGAUAAGUCCAGGACCCAGACUUGAGAUGUACUCACCUCGUGACGAGUUUGAGCCUGCACCUGAGCCGCGCAANAAGGGCCUCGUGUCGGCCGAGUUCAAGUCAUGCGGCUAUGUACAGCUUCGUUCACCGACCUUUGGUGAUCAGAACAACAUUGAAGCACCUGCUGCGUACCGCAUGAGCCGCCACUUCAUCCGUCGCCAGAGCCUCCUGUCACCAGCCAUGCUCACUACCCAAGACAAGCUCCUUGGCACGAUUGUACAAUACAUGUCUGAGCACGAGACGGAUGCGCUUCACCACGCAUGGGGUAUGACAACGGGCUGGAGUGACGCAAAGCUCGCCGAAGAGGCCGAGUAUGAUGGCUAUCUCGCUGGAGGUACUGGCCGUUUCUCAGGAAGCGUGACCAAAGACUCGAUUAUCCAGGAGGCUUAUUCUGCUCAGCACUGA
Messenger RNA from Aureobasidium musti, 3291 nucleotides. The record is from the annotation of a GenBank genome assembly. Lineage: Eukaryota; Fungi; Ascomycota; Dothideomycetes; Dothideales; Saccotheciaceae.